AUGUGGAGCCGGCUUUCAGGAGAUCAAAUUCGUAUCCUUGACAUUCUUCCCCACGGCGGCACUGACGAUGCAUUACCUAUCUGCUGCGAAAUCGCCAUUGUGGCUCUUUCGCCCAAUCCACAAUACGAGGCCGUAUCCUACUGCUGGGGCGAAUCUAAUGAAACAGUAGAUAUUGAGGUGGCUGGCAACCCUCGAUCUAUUACUACCAACUUGCAUGCUGCUCUUCGCCAUCUCCGGCUACCAGAUAGGAAGCGGUCGGUGUGGAUUGACCAGCUCUGUGUAAACCAAGACGACAACGAGGAAAGACUAUCGCAGGUCCACUUGAUGCAUAAUGUCUACUCACAGUGUAGUCGCUGUCUAGCCUGGUUGGGGGAGAUUGACCCGGAAUUCUCGGUGGCAGAUGCCAAGGCUGCUCUGGACCUGAUCCUUUUUAUCUCAGAUGAAGACGAAAAAUCGCCCAUUCCAAAUUCCAUUUCGUCUGCAGACACUCCCACGUUCAAAGCAUAUCUCCGGGCCUUGGCAUCCGUUGGCUACGCUAAGAACCCAUGGUAG
Molecule: messenger RNA, 552 nt
Organism: Botrytis deweyae
Lineage: Eukaryota; Fungi; Ascomycota; Leotiomycetes; Helotiales; Sclerotiniaceae
Exons: 1
Coding region: 1-552 (183 amino acids)
Source: RefSeq, a predicted model, not a curated record